CUACUGUAAAAUUCGAAUUCUCGUACCUUUUCUAAAAUGCCCUCGGCGUGUAUUGCAACUGGUUGCACCAACAUUAGUACGUCGAGAAGAAAACGGUGGGUUUCCUUUUACAGAUUACCCCUCGAAGACAAAGAGCUUUUGCAAAAAUGGUUGGUGAACUUGAGGAGGACAAGGCUUCCUUUACGUUUGGACAGAAGCUACGUUUGCUCGGAUCAUUUCGAACCUGAGUGCUUUGGUAGGGACAUAAAGGCAGAGCUAAUGGAUCAAAGGCCAAAACCACCACUGUUAGAAGGAUCAGUUCCCACAUUAUUCAGUCAUAAUAAUUUUAGGUCCAAGGUCAAGAAAAGAGUUGUUAGUGAAGAGCGAAAAAAGAGAAAGGAAAAAGAUGAGAUUUUGAAAGAAUUACUUGGACCACAUUUUUACAUGAAGCCAUCAGCACCACUGAACACACAAGUUGUGAAGCGCGAAUCCCCGAUGGAGUUUGAAAAUAUAGACGGUGAAUUUAGCAUUCAGUCUCUUCUGCCUGAGUUUGCUCGAGCUUACAACAACGAUACUUGCACUGAUAACGAUCAAACUCGAACAAUUUGCGAGAAUGACGUAGGUAUUAGCCACAAGCAGAUCGGAACUGACACCGAGAGCGACUUAAGCACCGUUAAUGAGCAAGCCCGAACAGAAACCGAGAAUGACGUUUGUACCAGCCACCAAAAACAUCCAACAGGUACCCAAGAUGUGUUCGCAUUACCCAGUAUUUGCAACGGACAAGAACCCAACGGUACCAUGAUCACUUAUAACGUGAACACAACCCAGGGGCAAACGGAAAAGUGGGUGAUUGUUCUGAUCAAGUGUAAAGAAGGGACACGUGUGAACAUGAACUUUGGACACAACAUUAAUCGGCAAAACAAACCUAGCACUUCAGAAACAUCGUGCCAAACUGAAGAAGAGCUUGCAGGGGAAAUAAAACCCUCUAUGGUAUCUGUCGAGACGCAAUGGGACAGGGAUGAUUUUCUUCCAAAUCUUGAGCUCGUUCAACGUGACCACACCUACAGUAACACCAAGAGAGUCUCAAAGAAGAAACUUUCUUGAAGAAUUUUCCUUCUUAUUGCUUUGCCUCCCUGCAGGGGUUUGAAUAACUAUUACCAUGAGUGGCUGCCCAUGGUGGCUGUACCCGAAAAAGAGGCUGUAAGGGGGGAACCCAAACACUCGAGCCUACUAGGAGGCCAAACAGACGGUAGUAAGAGUUCUUAUGGGCAUCGUCAGUAACCUCUGCUCUGUAAAGUAUCUGUGCUCUCUGAUGCUAAGACGACGACGAUCGACAGAAAGACCCUGGUUCGACUUGUAGGAUUACGAGCAGCCCUCCUUUUCGGAGAAGUCCGUCGGAAGAGUCCAAGAAACUCACUUGAAAAAAAAAAUAAUAACGAAAGAUAUUUCAGCUCGCCGCGCGGAAUUCACGGAGCGAGGUGUACGUAAGGACCCCACUUUCCGUGCGCUCACUCCCAGAGUUCUGCGCGGCUCGCUAACAUCCAUCUUUUUUUUGUUUUGUUUGUUAUUUUUAUUUCCACACGGGCGCCGAAAAAAUAGGGACUGUUUGCAGUCUUGGCAUUUUAUGUAAUUGAAAUUUUAUGAAAUGGAUGAAAAACUAUGAUCAAUAAUCAAGGCUGAUUUCUACUGAUCUGUCUUUAAAUUUUUGAGCAUCCGGCUGUGAGGCUUGCAGCAUUGGACAUUUUCCCUUUGCUGAAGUCAUAUUUGUUGAGUUACAAGGUUGAAAGUC
Messenger RNA from Pocillopora verrucosa, 1768 nucleotides. Its product is annotated as THAP domain-containing protein 5-like. Gene Ontology annotation, molecular function: sequence-specific DNA binding. NCBI's taxonomy places the organism in Eukaryota, Metazoa, Cnidaria, Anthozoa, Scleractinia, Pocilloporidae. The record is from RefSeq and is a predicted model, not a curated record.